CAUAUCCCCCAACCUCACAUAAGUUGUCGUCAGACUUGGUUUAUAACAAUUCAAUCUUUCGAUCCGCAUGUACACGUUUUUUCCCGUGCAUGUAAUUCAACGACUUGUAUCAUCCGACUCUGUACUUCAGAAUACGACGAAGUCAGCAAAAAGAAAAAGAAUAAGAAGAAAAGACGGUCCACCAUGGACGUAAACGUCCCCAAGCUAGUAGACUCGGUGCUCCCCGACCGGGCCAAGGGCAGAAACGCCCGCAUCAUCGCAGAUAACACGCCCAACUACCGCGACCAGGGUUUCUUGUCGAGCGACUUCCCCCGCUCGCCCGCCAAGCUGUACAUCACAGCCGAAGACGACAGCUUCGACGAGCAGACCUUCACAGAAUGGAAGCAGGAGGGGUUUAACGUUGAGUACUUGCCCAUGGGCAGAGGGGGACCCGAGUACCGCGGAACUUUGUUCUCGCUGUUCCGGCGCGACAUGGGGCCCUGCGAAAUGUUCGGUAUUGUUGCCUAUGGCGAGGCGGCCGCGUUUUGUCUCGAGCAUUUCCAUAUGAUGGAUAAUAACCCGGACCACAAGCUCGGGUGCUUGAUUGCAUAUUACCCGACGCGGAUUCCGGACCCGAAAGCCAAGUUUCCGUCUGCGGUGCACGUGUUGGUGCAUUUACCGUUUGGGGAGGUUGGGGUAGUCAAGCAGAGCCAGCUGGUUGGGUUCCAGGGGAAGAAGAGGUUCGGGAAGAGAACCAUUGAUCAGGGAGUUGGGAUUGGAGGCAGUUUGAAUAUUGCAUAUCCCGCAUAUUCGUAUGAUGCCGAGCCUGGGUUCGCGGAGCACGACAUGGAUGAGUUUGACCAGGUUAGUGCGGAGCUGGCUUGGAGUCGGACGUUGGCGACGGCCAAAAAGACGUUUGGGAUGGAUAGUCGGUUGGAGGCGGUUGUAGAGAAUAAUAUGCAUGCCAAAUUCAACACGUGCAACGUCCCAGGCUUAAUGUCCACCUACACGGCCAACGUCGACCCGCACGUGACGCACAUCCCGACCCUAACAGGCGGCAUCGGUGCCGAGGAGCUGCAGCACUUCUACACGCAGUUCUUCGUAAAGAAGAACCCACCUUCGCUGCAGCACACCCUCAUCUCGCGCACCAUCGGCGCCGACCGCGUCGUCGACGAGAUGCAUGUCACUUUCCAGCAUACACAGGAAAUGCCCUGGAUCUUGCCCGGGAUUCCGCCUACGCGCAAGAAUGUUGAAAUCAUGAUUGUUAGUAUUUUGACGUUCAAGGGAGGAAAGAUAUUCCAUGAGCAUAUUUAUUGGGACCAGGCAAGCGUGUUGCUGCAGACGGGUCUACUGAAUCCGAUGGUUGUUCCAAGAAAAGCGAAGGCGAAGGGGGUGAAGAGAUUGCCCGUUUAUGGUUGGGAGCCGGCGAGGAAAAUUUUGGAGGGGUUGGACGACGGGGAAGAGGGCGAGGCAGAUAAUGAGCUUAUUGAUGGGUUCUGGGAUUCUGAGGAUGAGAAUGACGCUGGGGAAGAAGAACCCAUUGAGGACACAGAUGGGAACCAGUAUGACGAGGAGGACGGAAUGGAGUACGUUUCGAGUGCUGGAGGAUCGGUGAAGCCACAGUCUAAGGAGCAAAAGUCACAAUUAAGGAGGGAGAAGGGGAAGGAGAAGGAUAACGAGCAGAACAUGCCGAAACAGAAAGCGAAUGGGAAUGGGAAUGGGAAUGAUUACUUUGGGUCGCAUGCGCAAAAUGCUACUGUGGAGAAUGCGGACGAGUCGAGCUGAGAAGAGAUACCGUCUGUACAAAAUGAUCGAUUGAGUAAUAGUAUCACCUGAAUUCGGUCGGCCAAGUUUUUAGGAUAAUUCUGUGUACCAGCGAGGGGUGGUCCUUCUCAUUGCCGUACAGUAUACUG
Molecule: messenger RNA, 1892 nt
Organism: Pseudomassariella vexata
Lineage: Eukaryota; Fungi; Ascomycota; Sordariomycetes; Amphisphaeriales; Pseudomassariaceae
Product: dienelactone hydrolase
Exons: 2
Coding region: 184-1764 (526 amino acids)
Biological process (GO): polyketide metabolic process
Source: RefSeq, a predicted model, not a curated record